UAUAAGUGGUGAUAAGUUAUUCUCAGAUAUUUACUAAUCACAUUACACUAUGUCCAUUACGAAAUUCACCUGGAAAGAUUUUUCGUGGCUUAAUGAACCUAAAAAAUGGAAACUAACCGAUGAUAUCUUAGAAAUCUUAACCAAUUAUGAAAGUGAUUUUUGGCAAGAAACUUUUUACAAUUUCAAUCAUAACUCAGGGCAUGUAUUUGGAAUCUAUGUUAAGGAAAAUUUUACAAUGCAGGUGUGCGUAGAAGCAAAUUUCGAAGAGCUAUAUGACCAAGCAGGUGUUAUGAUAUAUUCAGACGAAAAGCACUGGCUUAAGGCUGGUAUAGAAUUCAAUGACGGACAACCAAUGAUCGCUAGUGUUUUUACUAACGAACUAUCUGACUGGGCAACAGGUAUAUUUACUGGCAACCCUGGAAAAUUUUGGAUGCGCAUUACAAGAGUCGAUCGUGUAAUUUGCGUUAAAUAUUCAACGGACAAAAUUGCUUGGCAUCUUUUACGUCUAUGUCCAUACCAGGAAGCCGAUAAAUAUUUUGUUGGAGUAUUCUCUUGUUCACCCAAGAGAGAAAAAUUAAAAGUUAUCUUUCGUGAGCUUUCUUUUUCAGUACCACAAGAAGAUAUUCUCCAUUCAAAUUGAAUUUUGUUGUAUGGCCAGAUCAGAAAUGUAUGCAUUCGUUUCAUGAGGCCGCCACAAUCGCCUUCGAUAUUGCAACCUUCUACAUUUACGUCAAUAUUUCCAACGAACCAAUGCCAUUUAAAAUUUAUAAUUUUUCUCUGCGGCUAGACAUAUUUUUUUUGGCAUAUUAACAUAAAAAUGAUUACGAACUCAAAAAUUACACCGUGAUUAAAUUGAAAUGCUUUGACAACUCGACGACGAACAAUAACGUCAAAGCCAUGGCAACAAUUUUUUUUAUGAAAAGGAACCGGUAAAAGUUAUUAGAAGCCGGCAUGUUUAGGGAUGUGAAUCAAUAAACCGAAAACUAGUAAAUUCGUUAGAAAUGAAUUCAUUAAAAAUUCCUUUUUUUUCUUGUUUUUUU
This is a messenger RNA of Papilio machaon (common yellow swallowtail), 1040 nucleotides long. Its product is annotated as regulation of enolase protein 1. The record is from RefSeq and is a predicted model, not a curated record. NCBI's taxonomy places the organism in Eukaryota, Metazoa, Arthropoda, Insecta, Lepidoptera, Papilionidae. Bases 50 to 640 code for a protein of 196 amino acids. The transcript is spliced from 3 exons.